Molecule: messenger RNA, 2745 nt
Organism: Sinocyclocheilus rhinocerous
Lineage: Eukaryota; Metazoa; Chordata; Actinopteri; Cypriniformes; Cyprinidae
Product: CUGBP Elav-like family member 1
Exons: 15
Coding region: 447-2033 (528 amino acids)
Molecular function (GO): RNA binding
Source: RefSeq, a predicted model, not a curated record
UCUGACACGUUAUUUAUCUGACACUGCACUCGGUUCUGCUUUGCUAGGAGAAAAACUCACAAAAAAGUCCCCCUCCAUCAGCACUUUCCUUUGUGGGAGCAGGGGUGCAGCUUUUAGUGGCCUGUUCGGCCCAUCCUAAUUCUCAGUCCCAGCCCAGUGACCAGAGCUACGGCCUGUGUUUGUCAUCCAGCACAGUGCCGAGCCUCAUCGUUGUCUCUCUUUGCUCCAUGUCGAUUUGAGUUUUGUGGGGUCUGAUCAGCCUCAAUGAGGUGUACGCUUCCCUUUCUUACCCAGCUGUUCCCAUGUCACUUAUGACUGAACCUUGAGAGACGUACUUGACGGAUAGUCGCUGUGGCUGUUUUAGUGUUUAAGUGUGAGAAAGUCUGUUUUUGUCGAUUCCAUCAGCAUUCAUUUGAGACUUACUGACUAGUGAAGUGCUGAAGAAAAUGGCUUCCUUUAAACUGGAUUUUCUGCCAGAGAUGAUGGUGGACCAUUGCAGUUUGAGUUCCAACUCAGUAACCAAGAAGAUGAAUGGGUCUCUGGACCACCCAGACCAGCCUGACAUUGAUGCUAUAAAGAUGUUUGUGGGUCAGAUCCCUCGGACGUGGUCAGAGGAUCAGCUGCGUGAGCUGUUUGAGCCCUAUGGUGCAGUUUAUGAAAUCAAUGUUCUUCGGGACAGGAGUCAGAACCCCCCACAGAGUAAAGGUUGUUGUUUUGUCACAUAUUACAACCGUAAAUCUGCAUUAGAAGCACAAAAUGCCCUUCACAACAUGAAGAUUCUUCCAGGGAUGCAUCAUCCCAUACAGAUGAAGCCUGCAGACAGUGAGAAAAACAAUGCGAUAGAAGAUAGAAAGCUGUUUGUUGGAAUGAUUUCAAAGAAGUGCAAUGAGAAUGACUUAAGGCUCAUGUUUUCCCCAUACGGUCAACUUGAGGAGUGCCGCAUACUGAGAGGCCCUGAUGGACUGAGCCGUGGCUGUGCCUUCAUCACAUUCACAGCGAGACAGAUGGCCCAGUCUGCCAUCAAAUCCAUGCACCAGGCACAGACCAUGGAGGGCUGUUCUUCUCCCAUCGUGGUGAAGUUUGCAGACACUCAGAAGGAUAAAGAACAGAAACGUAUCGCCCAGCAGCUGCAGCAACAGAUGCAACAGCUCAAUGCUGCCUCUAUGUGGGGAAAUCUUACAGGACUGAACUCACUUGGGCCACAGUACCUUGCACUUUAUUUGCAGCUUCUACAACAGUCUGCAUCCUCUGGAAAUGCGCUCAACAAUCUCCAUCCAAUGUCAGGUCUGAAUGCCAUGCAGAAUCUGGCUGCAUUAGCGGCAGCAGCGAGUGCUACACAGGCCACCCCCACAGGUAGCAGUGCUCUGACCACCUCCAGCUCCCCCCUCAGCGUCCUCACCAGCUCAGGUAUGCCCUCCGGACAGCCUGCUCAAUCUGCCUGGGACGCCUACAAGGCGGGUUCCUCUCCCACCUCCAGUACAAGUUCUUCUGUGAACCCCAUGGCGUCUUUAGGUGCUCUUCAGUCUCUUGCUGCGGGCGCUGGAGCAGGUCUCAACAUGAGCUCCCUAGCAAGCAUGGCUGCUCUGAAUGGUGGUCUGGGCAGCGGAGGUCUCUCGAACGGCUCGGGCAGUGCUAUGGAAGCUCUGACUCAGGCAGCCUAUUCUGGGAUCCAGCAAUAUGCCGCUGCCGCUCUGCCCAGCCUCUACAGUCAGAGUUUACUGUCCCAGCAGAACGUUAGUGCCGCUGGCAGCCAGAGGGAAGGCCCUGAAGGAGCAAACUUGUUCAUCUACCAUCUGCCACAAGAGUUUGGUGAUCAGGAUUUGCUGCAGAUGUUUAUGCCUUUCGGCAAUGUUAUCUCUGCCAAGGUCUUUAUUGACAAACAGACCAACCUUAGCAAGUGUUUUGGCUUUGUUAGUUACGACAAUCCAGUUUCGUCUCAGGCAGCCAUUCAGUCAAUGAACGGUUUUCAGAUUGGAAUGAAGCGACUGAAGGUGCAACUUAAGCGAUCCAAAAAUGACAGCAAGCCAUACUGAGUCAUUUUACUCUCAAAUGGACUUGGUUUAAAAAAGUUUUUCUGAUAUCUUCGUGCCCGUUUGUCAUCGUUUGCCUAGCAUGUCGAUGUGACGUCAAAAGUUCAUCGUCCAGUCCGUUGUCCUCUUCGCUUCUCUGACGCUUGAAAUUUCACACUUGACCUUUUUGUUAACUUUUGACGCUUAUUGAUUACUUAUUUUGUUUGUUUCUUUGUGUGAUGUUCAUUUGUCAUUUAUGCUGCCAAUAGGGAGCGUUAGAAAGACUGCUAAAAGUGUAAAAAGUUUCAUGAAAAUUGUUCUGAGCAAAGAGUCUAUUUUUCUAGAACGUACAAACAUAACCACUAGAUUUUUGCAGAAGUUUUUAAUUCUCGUUUCAUUUUUCCGAUUUUUUUCUUUAUUGAUUUUUAUCGUUUAAGCAGUCUUCCUAACGCUUCUAAUUGUACUCCUUUUUGAUUUUGUUUUUCUUCUCAAAGCAGCCCUUCAGUUUAUAGAAUCACUUGUGUGUUCAAGUGUGGGUGUGUUUACCUCUUUCUCUCACUUGUUAGUUCUAAAACUUUUAGAGGAUGUUUUCGUCACAUUUUGCUGAAAUCGAGGAUAAACGUUGUAAUUUUGUGUUAGGUUAGUUGGCAUGAUGUAAUUUUGGGAGUUUCUAUUAACAGCGUGACAUUACAAUAGACACUUGAAUUGCCUUUUUUCUUUGUGUCGAGCCAACACA